AUGAACCUCAACUUCACCUCGCACGCGGUGGCCCAUUCGGUGUCUUCCCACAGGCCAACUUCCUUCUUCAUCGAGGACAUCCUGCUCCACAAGCCCAAGCCCCUUCGCGAAGUGGCCCCCGAGCACUUCCACAGCCCCCUAGCCUCUCGGGUCCCUCUGCUGGACUAUGGGUACCCCCUGAUGCCCCCGCCGACCAUCCUGGCUCCUCACCCGCACCACCCGCUCCAUAAGCCGGAUCACCACCACCCUUAUUUCUUGACCACUUCGGGGGUGCCGGUGCCCGCUCUCUUCCAGCCUCACCCGCACGCCGAGCUGCCGGGCAAGCACUGCCGUCGUCGGAAGGCCCGCACCGUCUUCUCGGACUCGCAGCUCUCCGGCCUGGAGAAGCGCUUCGAGAUCCAGCGCUACCUUUCCACUCCCGAGCGCGUCGAACUGGCCACAGCGCUCAGCCUCUCGGAGACCCAGGUGAAAACGUGGUUCCAGAACCGUCGGAUGAAGCACAAAAAGCAGCUGAGGAAGAGCCAGGACGACCCCAAGGCCCCCGGCGCGGAGGACAGCGCGGAGCAGGGGACUAGCAGCGAGCCGGAGCUGGCGCCACCAGACAAAACGGCCCCCGGCGCUUCUUCGGCCUCCUCCUCUGCCGAGCCCCACAAGGGCGGGCACCCGCCGCCUUUCCUGCUAGAGGAGACCGAGGACGAGGUGGACAUAAUCGAAGGGGCGGAGCUGUGCGGCCCCCAGCACCUCAUCUAG
Messenger RNA from Zootoca vivipara (common lizard), 750 nucleotides. RefSeq names its product brain specific homeobox (gene BSX). Gene Ontology annotation, molecular function: DNA binding; DNA-binding transcription factor activity, RNA polymerase II-specific. NCBI's taxonomy places the organism in Eukaryota, Metazoa, Chordata, Lepidosauria, Squamata, Lacertidae. Gene Ontology annotation, biological process: regulation of DNA-templated transcription. The record is from RefSeq and is a predicted model, not a curated record.